CGGCUCGGCUCGGCACGGCUCGGCACGGCUCGGCUCGGCACGGCUCCCGCUCCCUCCCCGGCUCCCGCUCGCCAUGCCCGGUGCAUCCCCGGCGCCGCCGGCUCGGAGGCUCUAAGCGGGCGGCGUUGGCGUGGGCGCGGGGGUACCGCCGCCUCCGGUGGCCGCCCCGCUCCGCUCCGCUCCGGCUCGGCCCGGCGGGCGCUGCCCGCAUGAGGGCGGCGGGCCCCUGAAGCCAGCGGCCGUCGGGGCGCGGCGCGGCGGCCGUCGGGGGCGGGCGCGGCGAUGGGGGCUCUCCCGGCGCUGCUGGGGGCCGCCUUGCUGUGGGCCGGCGCCGGGGCCCUCGUCAACCUCAAGUACUCGGUGGAGGAGGAGCAGCGGGCCGGCACCGUGAUCGCCAACGUCGCCAAGGACGCCCGGGACGCCGGCUUCGUGAUAGACCCCCGGCAGCCCACCGCCUUCCGGGUGGUCUCCAACUCGGCCCCCCACCUGGUGGACAUCAGCCCCGGGUCCGGGCUGCUGGUGACCAAGCAGAAGAUCGACCGGGACCUGCUGUGCCGGCAGAGCCCCAAGUGCGUCAUCUCGCUGGAGGUGAUGUCCAGCUCCAUGGAGAUCUGCGUGAUCAAGCUGGAGAUCAAGGACCUCAACGACAAUGCGCCCAGCUUCCCCACCGACCAGAUCGAGCUGGAAAUCUCAGAGACUGCCAGCCCCGGCACCCGGGUGCCGCUGGAGAGCGCCUACGACCCGGACUCAGGCAGCUUUGGUGUGCAGAGCUACGAGAUCACCCCCAACGACCUCUUUGGGCUGGAGACCAAGACGCGGGGAGAUGGGUCCCGCUUUGCCGAGCUGGUGGUGGAGAAGAGCCUGGACCGCGAGACCCAGUCCCACUACAGCUACGUGAUCACGGCGCUGGAUGGUGGUGACCCGCCCAACUUCGGCACGGUGGAGCUCAGCAUCCGCGUCAUCGACUCCAAUGACAACAACCCGCUCUUUGAGGAGCCGGCCUACACCGUCAGUGUGCCCGAAAACGCCCCGCUGGGUACGCCGGUCAUCCGCCUCAAUGCCUCUGACCCGGAUGAGGGCACCAACGGCCAGGUGCUCUACUCUUUCCACAGCUACGUCUCUGAGCGAGCCCGGGAGCUCUUCCAGAUCGACCCCCAGAGCGGCCUCAUCACGGUCAGCGGCGCCAUCGACUACGAGGAGGGUCAUGUCUACGAGCUGGAUGUGCAGGCCAAGGACUUGGGGCCUAACUCCAUCCCUGCCCAUUGCAAAGUGACCAUCAGUGUGCAGGAUGCCAAUGACAACCCGCCCCUCAUCAACCUGCUCUCUGUCAACAGCGAGCUGGUGGAGGUGAGCGAGAACGCCCCGCCGGGGUACGUCAUCGCCCUGGUGCGGGUCUCGGACCGCGACUCCGGGGCCAACGGGCGGGUGCAGUGCAAGCUCCUGGGCAACGUGCCUUUCCGGCUCCAGGAGUACGAGAGCUUCUCCACCAUCCUGGUGGACGGGCGGCUGGACCGGGAGCAGAGGGACCAGUACAACCUCACCAUCCAGGCCAAGGACAAUGGCGUACCCUCCCUACAGGCCACCAAGUCCUUCACCGUCAAGAUCACCGAUGAGAACGACAACCAUCCCCACUUCUCCAAGCCCUAUUACCAGGUCAUCGUGCAGGAGAACAACACCCCAGGGGCCUACCUCCUCUCAGUCUCUGCGAGGGACCCUGACCUGGGCCUCAACGGCAGCGUCUCCUAUCAGAUUGUGCCCUCCCAAGUCAGGGACAUGCCUGUCUUCACCUAUGUCUCCAUCAACCCCAACUCUGGAGAUAUCUAUGCUUUGAGGUCCUUCAAUCACGAACAGACGAAGGCCUUUGAGUUCAAGGUCUUGGCAAAGGACGGAGGUAAUCCCUCUCUGCAGAGCAAUGCCACCGUCAGGGUGAUUGUCCUGGAUGUCAAUGACAACACGCCCGUGAUCACAGCCCCACCGCUGGUCAACGGGACUGCGGAGGUGUACAUCCCCAGGAACGCGGGGGUCGGCUACUUGGUGACAGUGGUCAAGGCAGAUGACUAUGACGAGGGUGAAAAUGGCAGACUUUCCUACGAAAUGGUGGAAGGAGACAGAGGAUUUUUUGAGAUAGACCAGGUCAAUGGAGAGAUAAGGACCACCAGAGCCUUUGGGGAGAAUGCAAAGACAGCCUACGAGCUGAUUGUAGUGGCUCAUGACCAUGGAAAAACAUCUCUGUCGGCUUCAGCCUUGAUUUUGAUAUACCUGUCUCCGGCCCUCGAUGCCCAGGAGUCCAUAGGAUCUGUUAACCUCUCCCUCAUUUUCAUUAUUGCCCUGGGGUCUAUUGCGGCCAUUCUUUUUGUCACCAUGAUCUUCGUGGCAGUAAAGUGCAAAAGGGAUAACAAGGAAAUCAGGACCUAUAACUGCAGAAUCGCAGAGUACUCCUACGGGCAUCAGAAGAAAUCAAGCAAGAAGAAGAAAAUCAGCAAGAACGAUAUCCGCCUGGUACCGCGGGAUGUGGAGGAGACGGAUAAAAUGAACGUUGUGAGCUGCUCCUCUCUCACCUCAUCCCUCAACUACUUCGACUACCACCAGCAGACCCUGCCGCUGGGCUGCCGCCGCUCCGAGAGCACCUUCCUCAAUGUGGAGAGCCAGAACAACAGGAACGCCGGCUCCAACCACAUCUACCAUCACACCUUCGCGGGGCAGAGCCCCCAGCAGCCCGACCUCAUCAUCAACGGGAUGCCGCUGCCUGAGACUGAGAACUACUCCUUUGACUCCAACUACGUGAACAGCAGAGCUCAUUUGAUAAAGAGCAGCUCCACGUUCAAGGACUUGGAGGGGAACAGCCUGAAGGACAGCGGCCACGAGGAGAGUGACCAGACCGACAGCGAGCACGACGUGCAGCGCGGCCUCUACUGCGACACGGCCGUCAAUGACGUGCUCAACACCAGCGUCCCCUCCAUGGGGUCCCAGGGCCCCGAGCCAGAUCAGAGCGAAGGAUUUCAUUGCAGGGAAGAGUGCCGCAUCCUGGGCCACUCGGACCGGUGCUGGAUGCCCCGCAGCGCCGUCCCCAGCCGCGCCAAGUCCCCCGAGCACGGCAGGAACGUCAUCGCCCUCUCCAUAGAGGCGACGGCAGUGGACGCGGAGCCUUACGCAGACUGUAGCGCCAAAAGGACCUUCGCCACCUUCGGCAAGGAGGGCGGCGAGCCGCCGGCCGAGGAGCGGGCCGGCAACCCCAAAGGCAAAAGAACGGUGGAGCCGGCCGCCGGCAGCCCCAAGGUGAGCGGCGCCGUCCGCGAGGCGGGCAACGGCUGCGAGGCCGCCAGCCCCGUCACCUCGCCCCUGCACCUGAAGAGCCCCGCGGCCUACGGCGGCCUGCCCUGCCCCGCCGGCCGCGGGCCACAGCCCCCGGCGAACACUGGCCCUGCCCGGCCCGCGGAGGCAGAGCCCAGGGGGGCGGACAGCGAGGGCGGCCUGCAGGAGGGCAACCCGCUGCUGCAGGACCGCAGGGAGAAGGACUCGCCGGCGGCCAGGAGACUGAGGGACAUCGUCCUCUGAGCAGCGCCCGGCUGCCGGAGGGGCCAGGCAGCAUGCCCGGCGUGGGUUGUUUUUAUCGCUUACCAAUGGUUCACAGAUCGCUGUAUUUAAAAGCUUUCCCUAAAUGUAUUGUUUAUAAAUGAAGCUGUUGUUAAUGUGACAAUCCCACUUGUUUCAGCAGGCGGCAGGGGUGUUCAGCAGGGCGAAUUAGCGCGUUUUCCUUUCGCCGGGAGGUGGCAGAGGGCAGGGGCAGAGGUGAGGCCCAGCCCGCCAGCAGCAAUGCUAGGUGCCGCGUCUCUUAGAUUUAUAUAUUUUUGUACCUCAGAACUAACACAAAUCUCCAUUCUGCUUAAGAACCGAAUUCCAAAUUCUUUAUUCGGUCACCUUUUUGUAGUCCAGGCAAAGCAAUGGCCAUUUCUCGCAUACAACUUGAAAAUUACAGGUCAGUGAGUUUUAAUAUUCACCCCACACAAGGCUGCUUCUAUCUGAAGAUGUUGCUAUUUUGCUAUGGACACCCCUGCAUUUAUGAAUCCUUUUGCUGUCACAUGCUUAUCUGUACUAUUAUCGUAUUUGAUAUUGCAAAUUACUGUAUGUCUAGUGAUGGCAAAAGGCUUUCAAGUUUUAAAAAAACAAGCAAUCACAAUCAUCAUACUGAAACCUUGGGGAACCUGCAGUUUCCAGACCCAGUGGAGCAAGUGCUUUUUCCAGUCCCCACCAUCCAUCCCCUGCAGCCUCCACCUGCUCUCUCAGGGCAGGGUGUUACAGGAGGGCAUUCUGGGGAAAAUUCUGCCUGAAUUGCAACCGUCAGAUGCACUGUGCUGAACUUUUUCCCUUAUCCAUUUCUUUUGCAUAACUUCCAGGCAAUGCAUGGAAAGUUUUUUUCCAGAAGUUUCUUUAUUUUAGUUCCCAGAUUUAGACAUGCCCUGUCUCUAGUCAUUUCAAAGUCAAAGUGGUGGAAUUAUUUAAGAGAUCUAAAUUACCUUCUCAAUUAGACACACACUUCCAAGUCAGCAUUUCCCAGUUGUGAUUAUGCUAAGUGUGUGUGUGUACGUAUGUCAUCAUGGCAUGGAUUUUAGACUGUUCUGAUUUCUUUUUAUCCCUGCAUCAUGAAUAAGUACGGAGUGAGCAAUAGCAAUGUUAAUUUAGGGGCAGACAGGUGAUACGUAACAACACUACUAAUUCAAUUAAUGUGCCUUCUUAAUGGAGAAAAAAUUAAAGCAAUUCAUUAUUUUUUCUCAUAAUUAAGGACUUUUUUUGUGUGGGUACAAAUUUACUCAUAUAAAAUUGAUUUAAAAAUUGAGCUACUUUAAUAGCCAUUUUGUAGAAGGGAGAGAGAGAAAGGGUUUCACAGCUCUCUGCUCUCUUGCAGUGAUAAUUCCUCAGUGAGGUAUGAGUAAGGUAGGAGGAUUUCAGUUAGUGUAUUAUUGUUAUUAACCCUUCACUUGACAGAUUUUCCUACCCUAAAUAAUGUUGCAUAGAAUUUAAAAUUGAUUAUGGGAGGGAAAAUAUAUAGCUCUUGCCGAUGUUUGCUGUACCAGCAAGUUGAAAUUAGUGGUUUCUAGAGAAAUAGUCUUUCUAGGUCUACAUAUCAUGAUAAAAUAUUUGUUACUUUGAUUUAUUUAAAUUAAAAACGUCAACAAGAAAACAAGCUCCAGUCAUUAUUGUCCUCAAAAUAAAAUAAGCUCAAGUAAUUUGUUUCUUCAGGGUGAAUUGAUACUGCCUGAAGUUUUAGCAAUUCUGAGAUAGGUCCGCAGUCAGUGUAUUCCCCAUGCCACUCGAUAGGGCCAGGAAUUUGGAAGGAACCAACAAAAAAAGGUCAUCUAAUGAAAUUUGUGAUGCUUCCCUCUCGUGUUAUUACUACCUCAUUCAGAUCAAAUCCUGUGCAUUAAUGUGAUGUCAUGUAUCCCUCCUAAAAGUGAACCAGGGAUUUUCCUCUCUGUUCUGGAGUUUGAGCCCAUUUUUAAGGGAUAUGUUAUUUUGUUGUUUCCUGCCUGCGUACUGUACUGCUGUCUUUUUUUUAAUUAUUAUUAUUAUUUUUUUACAAAUGUGUGUAUUAUUAUAACACAAGCGGCAGAAGAAAUGGGCUAGCUUGGGGCUGUUAAAGGAACUGGAUUUUCUGUAACUGUUAGGCUGGGUUUAUUCUGAUAUUACCUGUUUUUGUCAGCUCUGCUGGACUUUCUUUGGGGAAAAUCCAUGUAUGGUUUUGCUGAGCAAAAGCACCUGCUCGAUACCCAUCUGUCCCUUCUGUAGAAACUGUCCCCCACCUUCAGUCAUUGUCCCCCCAGUCACCCUAUGGGGCCACGGAGAGACCCCACACCUCCAUCUGGGAGCAGGAUGGGACCGGUGCCCCCAGCUAGCCCCAGCCCCCAUCACAGGCACAGGGACAGGGAGCGCAGUCCCCUCCGCCCCAUUCGCCCCAUCACUCUCACCACCUGCCUCCAGCUCCUGAAAAGCGCUGGCCGUUAAUUUGUGCUGAGCCUUGCCCUCUGCCUGCGGAGCUGCCACCACCAGCCCAGCGAUUUUGGAUGAAAAAUAGAUGCUAACUGAAAAGGAAGAAAGAAAGAAAAAAAAAAACAGAAACAUUUCUCUAAUUUACCCAGAGGAAACGUUCCU
This is a messenger RNA of Cygnus olor (mute swan), 6147 nucleotides long. It is a transcript of the gene PCDH19, whose product is annotated as protocadherin 19. Gene Ontology annotation, cellular component: plasma membrane. Lineage: Eukaryota; Metazoa; Chordata; Aves; Anseriformes; Anatidae. The transcript is spliced from 5 exons. Gene Ontology annotation, biological process: homophilic cell-cell adhesion. The record is from RefSeq and is a predicted model, not a curated record. The coding region runs from base 283 to 3555 and encodes 1090 amino acids. Gene Ontology annotation, molecular function: calcium ion binding.